AUGAGUGGGAAAUCGAUCAAACCUCGAGGUGCUCCCUUACAGCCGGUAGAGUGGCCGGAACAACCGGAGGAUAAGUUGCAAAUUAACAUUUUCGGCGAAAUACAGGCAGCACGGAAUAGUCAACGAUUUAUCACUGUAGUUCAUGAUAUGCAUUCGAAAUGGCCAGAAAUUCAGACAAGUAAAGAUGUUACCACAGAGACAGUUAUUACGUUUCUUCGGACACUUUUUGUGAGAUGGGGUGUACCUAGACAAAUCAUUACUGACAAUGGGCCGCAAUUUACAUCCUACCGAUUUCAAGAGUUUUUGAAACAACACAACAUCAAGCACAUGCGUACCUCAUUUUACCACCCACAAGGAAAUGGGGGAGUUGAACGGUUCAACCAAGUGUUGAAGCAUGGAUUGGUAACACAUUUAGCUGAAGGAACAUCAGUCACGGAGGCCCUUCAAUCAUUUCUUUUCAAUUAUCGAGCAAAAAACCAUGCCUUAACUGGGAAGUCACCAGCAGAGUUGAUGAUAAGAAGGAGAAUGCGGGAACCGUUAUCAAUGCUGAACCCAAGUACCGCUGGAGAGAAAUUACAAAGUACUUCUUAUCAGAGGAUAUGGAACAAGAUUCACCUAAAACAAGCAAAGCAAAAAAGUGUAUACAGAUGA
Molecule: messenger RNA, 651 nt
Organism: Corticium candelabrum
Lineage: Eukaryota; Metazoa; Porifera; Homoscleromorpha; Homosclerophorida; Plakinidae
Exons: 1
Coding region: 1-651 (216 amino acids)
Biological process (GO): DNA integration
Molecular function (GO): nucleic acid binding
Source: RefSeq, a predicted model, not a curated record